Messenger RNA from Heteronotia binoei (common prickly gecko), 747 nucleotides. RefSeq names its product olfactory receptor 14I1-like. The transcript has a single exon. Gene Ontology annotation, cellular component: membrane. Gene Ontology annotation, molecular function: olfactory receptor activity; odorant binding; G protein-coupled receptor activity. Gene Ontology annotation, biological process: G protein-coupled receptor signaling pathway. The record is from RefSeq and is a predicted model, not a curated record. NCBI's taxonomy places the organism in Eukaryota, Metazoa, Chordata, Lepidosauria, Squamata, Gekkonidae. Bases 1 to 747 code for a protein of 248 amino acids.
AUGCCCAAUCUUACCUCCACAUCUGAAUUCUUGCUCCAGGAAUUUUCAGAAGUUCGAGAACUACAGAUCUUACAUUUCUUUGUAUUCUUAGCAGUAUAUGUGACUGCACUGACUGGUAAUCUUCUUGUCAUCAUUGCUGUAGUGCUUGAUCAUCAUCUGCACACCCCCAUGUACUUCUUCCUAGUAAACUUGGCUGUUCUGGACCUUGGCUCAGUUUCUGUCAUGGUACCUAAAGCUAUUGUCAAUUCCCUCCUGAACUCCAGGUCAAUUUCUUAUUCAGGAUGUGUGGCUCAAGUAUUUUUCUACUUCCUACUUGAAGGGUCAGAUUUUGCCAUCCUCACAGUUAUGGCACAUGAUCGGUAUGUUGCUAUCUGUAAUCCAUUACAAUAUGAGAGAGUCAUGCAUAAAGGAGCCUGCUUUCAGAUGGCAGCCAGUUCAUGGAUUGCUGGUACCCUUUAUGCCAUAUUGCACACCAGUUGCACUUUUGCCAUCACCUUUUGCUCCAAUAUGAUCAAUCAGUUCUUUUGUGAGGUUCCACAGCUACUAAAACUCUCAUGUUCAGAUUUAUAUCUAAUUGAGGUUGGACUUCUUAUAUUGAGUUCUACCAUAGUUGGAGGAUGUUUUAUCUUCAUCAGCAUUACCUACAUGAAGAUUUUUACAGCAGUACUCCGAAUGCCUUCUGUGCAGGGUCAGAAAAAAGCCUUCUCCACUUGCAUUCCCCACCUCACUGUGGUGUCUCUGUUUUAA